Messenger RNA from Anoplopoma fimbria (sablefish), 2331 nucleotides. RefSeq names its product DEAD (Asp-Glu-Ala-Asp) box polypeptide 4 (gene ddx4). Gene Ontology annotation, molecular function: RNA binding; RNA helicase activity; ATP binding. NCBI's taxonomy places the organism in Eukaryota, Metazoa, Chordata, Actinopteri, Perciformes, Anoplopomatidae. The transcript has 23 exons. The coding region runs from base 95 to 2038 and encodes 647 amino acids. Gene Ontology annotation, cellular component: P granule; nucleus. The record is from RefSeq and is a predicted model, not a curated record. Gene Ontology annotation, biological process: gamete generation; cell differentiation.
GCGCGGGUCAGAGGUCACAGGUUGCGCGCUCCCGAGACUCACGAGGACUGACUGAGGGAGACGCACGUGCUCAGCAGAGAACAGGUGAACAAAGAUGGACGAGUGGGAAGAGGGAACCACUACUAGUACCACUGCACUAACCAGUCACACCUCCAGUGAAGGCACACAAGGAGGCUCCUGGAACACUGAUGGUGGUGACUUUGGAAGAGGUCGCGGUGGGAGAAGCAGACGAGGAGGAUUUAAAAGCCCGUUCUCAGGUGGUGAUGAGAGUGAGAACGGGAACGAUGGAGACAGCUGGAACCACACGGCAGGAGAAGGAGGCGGCUUCAGAGGCAGAGGAGGAGGAGGAAGAGGAGGGCGCAGCAGAGGAUUUGGCCGGCUGGACCGCAGUGAAACCAACGGAGACGAUGACGAUGGAGUUCAUGAAAACGGGUUUAGAGGAAGAGGAGGAGGAGGAGGUUUCAGAAGAGGUGGUGACCAUGGUGCCAGAGGAGGCUUUGGAGGAGGCUACCGUGGGAAGGAUGAGGAGAUCUUUGCUCAUGGGGAAGCUCGGGAUCCAGAAAAGAAGGAUGACAUGGAUGGUGAACGACCAAGAGUCACAUAUGUUCCCCCGACCCUCCCCGAAGACGAAGACUCCAUUUUUGCCCACUACGAGAAAGGCAUCAACUUUGACAAGUAUGACGACAUCAUGGUGGACGUCAGCGGGAGUAACCCGCCGCAGGCCAUCAUGACCUUUGAUGAGGCAGCGCUGUGCGAGUCCCUGAAAAGAAACAUCAGCAAGUCUGGCUACGUGAAGCCGACCCCCGUGCAGAAGCAUGGCAUCCCCAUCAUCUCUGCUGGCAGAGAUCUCAUGGCCUGCGCCCAGACUGGAUCAGGUAAAACGGCUGCAUUCCUGCUCCCCAUUCUGCAGCAGCUAAUGGCCGACGGCGUCGCAGCCAGCUCCUUCAGUGAGCUGCAGGAGCCUGAAGCCAUCAUCGUGGCCCCGACCAGGGAGCUCAUCAACCAGAUUUACCUGGAGGCCCGGAAGUUUGCCUUUGGGACAUGUGUGCGUCCAGUCGUGGUCUACGGUGGCGUCAGCACUGGACACCAGAUAAGAGACAUCUUACGGGGGUGCAACGUGCUGUGUGGAACCCCAGGCAGACUGUUGGAUAUGAUUGGAAGAGGAAAGGUGGGGAUGGAUAAGCUGCGGUACCUGGUGCUGGAUGAGGCUGACCGGAUGCUGGACAUGGGUUUCGAGCCUGACAUGCGCCGCUUGGUGGGCUCCCCUGGAAUGCCGACCAAAGAGAGCCGGCAGACUCUGAUGUUCAGCGCCACCUACCCUGAGGACAUCCAGAGGAUGGCGGCUGACUUCCUCAAGACCGACUAUUUGUUCUUGGCUGUGGGUGUGGUGGGCGGAGCCUGCAGCGAUGUGGAGCAGACGUUUAUCCAAGUCACCAAGUUCUCCAAAAGGGAACAGCUCCUUGACCUUCUCAAGACCACAGGAAUUGAGCGAACCAUGGUCUUUGUGGAGACGAAGAGACAGGCUGAUUUCAUUGCCACUUACCUGUGCCAGGAGAAGGUCCUGACGACCAGCAUCCACGGGGACCGUGAGCAGCGGGAGCGAGAGCAGGCUCUGGCAGAUUUCCGCUCCGGCAAGUGUCCAGUCCUGGUGGCGACCUCCGUGGCUGCCCGCGGCCUGGACAUUCCCGAUGUGCAGCACGUGGUGAACUUUGACCUCCCGAACAACAUCGACGAAUACGUCCAUCGCAUCGGGAGGACGGGCCGCUGCGGAAACACGGGCAGGGCGGUGUCUUUCUACGACCCCGACGCCGACAGCCAGCUGUCCCGCUCCCUCGUCACGGUCCUGUCCAAGGCCCAGCAGGAGGUGCCCUCGUGGUUAGAGGAGUCUGCGUUCAGCAACCCCGGAACCGGAGGCUUCAACCCCACCAGGAAGAGCUUUGCUUCGACAGACUCCAGGAAGGGAGGAUCCUUCCACGAGAAGGACGCGAGGAGCCCGCCGGCUGCUCAGACUGCCGAUGACGAAGACGAAUGGGAGUAGAGAGGACAUGUCAGAGCGACACACACAGCCACACAGCAUUGACCUGAGUUCUUUUCCUUUUCAGGUGUUCAAAUUGUUUUCGUAUUUUUGUUUCAAGAAGAAAAUUAAGUUUGUCUCAGGCUAGACCAAGUUUAUAAUGUCGAGCUAGAUGCUAAACAGGAAACCAUGUGCAUGACGUCUCUUCAGUGAGGGGCAUGUUGUGACUGACCCAAAGUCCAAACCACAGGAUGUCCUAUUCAACUAUAUUUUGUUUCUUACUCGGAUAAAGGUUUGCAAAUAAAUAAAUAUUUGUU